AAAAUCCGUACCUUUGCUGUAGCAAUAGUAGGUGUUGGUGGAGUUGGUAGUGUGACGGCUGAAAUGCUGACAAGAUGUGGUAUUGUUACUCCUCUUUGACUAUGACAAAGUAGAACUGGCCAAUAUGAACAGACUUUUCUUCCAGCCUCAUCAAGCAGGACUGAGUAAAGUUCAAGCAGCAGAACAUACUUUAAGGAACAUUAAUCCUGAUGUUCUUUUUGAAGUACAUAACUAUAAUAUAACCACAAUGGAAAACUUUCAACAUUUCAUGGAUAGAAUAAGUAAUGGUGGGUUAGAAGAAGGAAAUCCUGUUGAUCUAGUUCUUAGCUGUGUGGACAAUUUUGAAGCUCGGAUGGCAAUAAAUACAGCCUGUAAUGAACUUGGACAAACAUGGAUGGAAUCUGGGGUCAGUGAAAAUGCAGUUUCGGGGCACAUACAGCUUAUAAUUCCUGGAGAAUCUGCUUGUUUUGCGUGUGCACCACCACUUGUAGUUGCUGCAAAUAUCGAUGAAAAGACUCUUAAACGAGAAGGCGUUUGUGCAGCCAGUCUUCCUACCACUAUGGGAGUGGUGGCGGGAAUCUUGGUACAAAAUGUGUUAAAGUUUCUAUUAAAUUUUGGUACUGUUAGUUUUUACCUUGGAUACAAUGCAAUGCAAGAUUUUUUUCCUACUAUGUCCAUGAAGCCAAAUCCUCAAUGUGAUGAUAAAAAUUGCAGGAAGCAGCAGGAAGAAUACAAGAAAAAGGUAGCAUUAUUGCCCAAACCGGAGACUGUUCAAGAAGAGGAAGAGAUAAUACAUGAGGAUAAUGAGUGGGGUAUUGAGCUGGUAUCUGAGGUUUCAGAAGAGGAAUUGAAAAAUUCUUCAGGUCCAGUUCCUGACUUACCUGAAGGAAUUACAGUGGCAUAUACAAUUCCAAAAAAGCAAGACGACUGUGUACCUGAAGUAACAGUAGAAGAUUCUGGAGAAAGCUUGGAAGACCUCAUGGCCAAGAUGAAGAAUAUAUAGAUUAUGGACUGGCAUAUAUUUUACUUUUUCUGUGUUUAAGCCUAUUCUCUUGAAAUUAAAAAAAAAAUUCAAAACUGAAAAAACUUAGGGCAAGAUUAACUAAUGUAUGUAAUCUUCACUAAAUUGUUAUACUUUAUUAAAAUACUGUAGCUGUUGCUCUUUGCUCCUCUUUCCAACUAAAUCUAAUAGCUGUCCUAAAAGGUUUGCCUUCAGAGUACAUAUAUUAUAGCAUAUCCACCAAAAUAUCUUGGCCUUUUGAAGGUUGGGGAAGGAUCAAUCUGAUUCUAUAGUCUUUAUUUCUUUCUAGUAACCCCUUGUAGUCUGUGAAAAGGACAUAGACAAUAAAGUAGUACAAACAAAAGGAGGACAGGUGCAGCCUAUUGAUCAGAGCUGGCAAGUGUCUGUCACUGUGUUUGGUUCUACAAGAAAAUUGCCCAGAAUUACUAUCUUGACCAACAGUGAUUUUUAAAUACUUAACCCAUAAAAUGAAAUUAUCCUCUCCAGUGUUUUUGGAUUUAAUACAAGCUGCAAUGUAAUCAUUGGAGAAGUUUAUAAGUUGUGAAUUAUAUACUCAAAACAAGACAAAGGCAAGUAAAUGGAACCUGUCUUCAUGGGUAGGUAGAUAAAGGUACUUUCAGGAAAGUCAAAUUUUAUUUUAUUCUGCACUGACCAUGGAAAAGAAAUCAUUGUUAUCUGUAGCAUAUAUAUCUUGAGUUUCUGCACUUUAUUGGAAAACAAGGUAUAAAUUUAGACUGAUAUCCACAUUAUACCUACCAAAUAGGCUACUUCCAAAUAUUUCAUUUAAAUUUGAUACUUAAGGUAGUGAGAUAUAGACAAGGGUUGUCCUGGCCAGUAAAUAUGAAAGAAGAGUUUUAAAUUACCUCCACAAUGACUAAUAUAUACUGCUUCCUUGGAGGAGGCUCAUUUCCUGAUUGUGACUACUAAAUCGUAAAUUGAUAUAAACUGGUUUUCUCUGGAGUUAACAUACAAAUAGCAAAGUUUUAGCAUUGGUUGGAGUAAAUUCUCAAUGGUUUGGAGACCAAUAAACAACAUGUAAGUGUAACCAUUGCCAGUAGGCUGUUACUAUGCUAAUAUCUUAUUUUGAUGAUUGUUCCUUUGAAGAUAUGAAUGUCCAGGUUGUAUAGGUUGUAUCUACAGGGGGAAAAUGUUAGUAAAAAGUUAAAAGUACAUUCCCUACUUGUAAAAUAAAGUUCUAAAAACUGGUUUCAGAAAUAUAUUCAGUAUAUUAGUUUUGUGAUUCUAGAAUUACACUGUGAUUUUCAUUAUUAUAGUAAAAUGAGGAAAUAGGAGGAUAGUUUUUUAAAAAAUAUUUUUAGUUAUAGAUGGAUACAGUAUCUUAUUUCAUUUAUUCAUUUUUUUUAAUGUGGUGCUGAGGAUUGAACCUAGUGCCUCACAUGUGCGAGGCAAGCGCUCUCCCACUGAGCCACAACCCCAGCCCCAGGAGGAUGGUUUUUCUAGCCUUAAAACUUCCUUAUGUUGCCUUGGUGAGUCUUUUACCAUUAAAAAAAAAAAAAAUAGUGCAUUGAAUUAUAGAAUAGCUCUUCUAGUUACUAAAGAUGUUUUGGAUUUUUAAAAUGAAAUGUGGUCUUUCUACAAUAAUUCUGCUUCAGAAACUGGUACAUAAAUUUGGUAAGGUCUUACUUAUAAAUUACUGUUUGAUUCAAUAAAGUAUAUAGAUUUCACCAUCUGAAGACCUUUAUUUGGUCUUAUACUGGUACAGCAUCAUGGCUGAUGUCUUAACUACACCAAAUUUUACUUAUUUUAAUUUUUUUUGGGGGGGAGGGUUCUAAUAUCUUUCAUAAACUAUUGGAUUAUUUUAUCAGAAAAAAUAUGGUAAACGGUAUCUCUUGCAACUUGGAGUGAAUGCUUUCUUGACAGUCUGUGUGCCAUGAAAACUUGUGUUAAGUAGGCAGCCAAUUAUGAGGAACUGAUCAUGACAGAAUUUUGCAUUAAAUAAACCCAGAGUAUUUGGUUAGACUUGAAGACAGUAGAGAUUCUAAUGUGAAAGAGGGAAAAGAAGUAACAAUACUGCCUUAGCAGACUCUAACAAAUCACUCUUUCAUUUCUUUAUUAUCAUCAUUAAUGGAAAAUUAAUAUAUGGUCUGCUCAGAUUUUUUUUAUGUAGUAGAGAAUGUAUGUAUUAUGGUUUUCUUAUAAAUACUCCCUGGAUACUUAGCCCGUCCAAUACAGAAAAGUCUGUACUUUUUAAGAAUAUAUUUAAGGAAGCUUUGACUCCUCA
Molecule: messenger RNA, 3263 nt
Organism: Ictidomys tridecemlineatus (thirteen-lined ground squirrel)
Lineage: Eukaryota; Metazoa; Chordata; Mammalia; Rodentia; Sciuridae
Gene: Uba5
Product: ubiquitin like modifier activating enzyme 5
Biological process (GO): protein ufmylation
Cellular component (GO): cytoplasm; cytosol
Molecular function (GO): UFM1 activating enzyme activity
Source: RefSeq, a predicted model, not a curated record